AUGUCCAUCAGUGCUUCGCCAUCAAAGGAAACUGCUUGGAGAUUGUCGUACAAAAACGGUGUCGUCCAGCAGUUCUACAAGCUGUCACUGCAGGUGCCACCAGAGGGCGUCGGUCAAUUUAGCCAGUGGCUGGUCGAUGGCUCACCCGGUCUAGACCUGCAUCUAUGCUGCCCAGUCAAUGCCGUUCGCACACGCAAUGCCGGAGGGUACUCGAUCGACGCUGGCGGCAAGUCACACGACGUUGACGCCGUGGUGAUGGCGCCGGAGCCCGGUGUAGCCGCCGAUCUCCUGAGCGACAUCAUCCCAUCAGAUUCGGCAGCCAAGCUUCGAAACUGCCGCUAUUCAGAGUACGCUCACGUUCAGCUCUGCUACAAGAAGAAUCCUUGGCCAAACUUCCCGGCGUCCGUCGCAUUGCCUGCAACUGAUUUGAGGAAAUGGGGCGCCUGUGUGCUGCUGAGCCAUCGCCAUCCCAACUCAGUCCCUGCAGGCGGCGAAGCAGUUGGUGUUUACUUUUACACGCCGCCUUUCGCGGACAUGGACGACGAAGAAAUCAAACAUGAAGCAUUGAUGGCUGUAACCGAGGUUUUCGGGGCCGAGCCCUAG
Colletotrichum phormii is the source of this 603-nucleotide messenger RNA. RefSeq lists its product as uncharacterized. Gene Ontology annotation, molecular function: oxidoreductase activity. NCBI's taxonomy places the organism in Eukaryota, Fungi, Ascomycota, Sordariomycetes, Glomerellales, Glomerellaceae. The record is from RefSeq and is a predicted model, not a curated record. The coding region runs from base 1 to 603 and encodes 200 amino acids. The transcript has a single exon.